This is a messenger RNA of Formica exsecta, 16535 nucleotides long. RefSeq lists its product as uncharacterized. The record is from RefSeq and is a predicted model, not a curated record. Gene Ontology annotation, biological process: presynaptic dense core vesicle exocytosis; synaptic transmission, glutamatergic; dense core granule priming. Gene Ontology annotation, molecular function: syntaxin-1 binding; phospholipid binding; diacylglycerol binding. Lineage: Eukaryota; Metazoa; Arthropoda; Insecta; Hymenoptera; Formicidae. Bases 2146 to 11583 code for a protein of 3145 amino acids. Gene Ontology annotation, cellular component: plasma membrane; presynaptic active zone cytoplasmic component; neuromuscular junction. The transcript has 22 exons.
GUACCAGCCGGCAGUAGCGAGUGCCGUGCUUAACACGGCCUACCCGCUGCGCGCGUAGACCGUUAAAAGGCGGCCGCCCAUCGUCGAUCCGUUUCUACUCGCGUCGAGUCGCGUCGCGUCGCGUCGCGUCGCGCCACGUAAGGGUCGACUCGUGUCGUGUGUUUCCCUCUUUUAUUUUCCAUCCCUCCGGAAAUAUAUACGGCGCGAGCCGCGCGCGCCCGGCUGUGAGGAGCGGUGUGAGUGGAUAAUGGUAGCGAGGAAGUGCCGGCGUCGUCGCCGUCGUCGAGUGGCGUCCCGCCGUCGCCGGCAGCCCGAGCGACGCUGCUACUCGCGUGAACGACGACUUCCCGGCGAAGGCGCGGAGUGAACGGCCUCUCGCGUGAUCGACUCCUCUGUUCUACGUGGACGCCCCCGGCGUUCAGAAUUUUGAGACGAGGGCGACGAGGGCGAAGAGAGCUCUCCCGUGCGCGCGUGAACUCGACGACGAUGCGUCGUCGUCUUCGUCGGCGGUGCGUGCGCGCGCGCGCGGACGUGCGUCGGGAGGGAAAAAGGGCUUUUCGCACUGCGGGGGUUGCGUGUGCUGAUCGAAGGGCCCCGGAGUGAGAGCGGCGUGAUUGCACGCGGCGCUGUGUUCUCGCGUGAGGUUUUCCAUUCGCGCAAACGAAGGAACGCUCGUUCCUUUAUCGGGAACUUUUGCAGACAGGCGUGAAAAAACUUCGUAAGCGAAUUACGAGACGGCGACACGUCAAGCAUCACGUGUAUUGUGUUUUCAGUGGUACCACGAUCUCUAGAAACUCCUUCGAUGCGAGAAAGCGCGUGAGAAUCGUGACACGCGGGUAACGAGAGUAGAAUUAAAUCUAAGAGUGCUCUAAAAUCUCAGUGUUACUUCGCCAGUGUCUCACGAAGAAGGGAAGGCCGUGCGAUAUAAUCGGCGAAAACCUGGAGUAGCAAGAAGGGAAGAAUUCGCGCGAUCGAGGAUACGAAUUCUCAAUUGGAUUUACGCAGGGGCCAGCAUUGUAAAUGAGUGAUAUCGGGUGACAUAUCGAGUGGAGGGGAUAAAAUUGGGCGCGCGAGAACGCUCGCUCGAUGAAUUACAAACUGGUCUAUAUUGAUUUAACUCGAUAACAUCAUCAGCAUUAAUAAUUCUACUAAUAUAAUAAUUCUCUUCUGAAUAUAUAAUAUUAAUAUAUAAUUUUGUGUGCGGAGUGUGAUUAAAAUUUACCGUUUGUUCCAAAUUUGAGAGAGAUAUAUUGCCGUAUAUAAAAGAAUCUAUAUGUAUGUAUACACGUGUAUUUGUAUACAUGUAUGUGUCGUUGACGAGAUGAUGAUAUAGAGCGACACGAAAAGGGAGAAGAAAGGUGACACUUAACGACCAAACGAAAGUUGUCAAUUACUAUUUAAUCGUCGUGUUAAAGUUUCCACGUUCAAUUAUUAUAAAUGUUAAAGUUGGUUCGUCUGUAGUUCCCUGUUAAAUCUACCUCUCUUGAGUAUCGACAACGAAAGCUCGGAAAACGGCCUAUAAACAAUAUCUGUGCGUACAGUGCUGCGCAUCACACGCAAUCCGAAAUCUCGACAAUGAUUGUACCUGGUUUGAUAAGGUAUUAAAUCGUCUUCAAAAACGAGAAUGCCGUGUAUCGUUUCAAAGAUAGCAAUGGCGGCAUGAACGUACGAGACUGGUUACAAAGUGCCAUUUGCGCAGAGUAUCGCGCGAUUUCAAAUCUUCUAUCAAGAUCGCGUCUCGACUUCCAAGCUUCCUGUUCGUGGUGUAGCCUGUAGAACGGAACCUGAAGAGAGAAACACUCGAUAUAUGUAGACGUAAAGGUGAUAAAAAAAUCGUAGAACAUAGUUAGACUUUGUGUGAGAUGUGAAAAUUCGAAACGAGUCAACAUGGAGAUCAUCAUGGAACGCGACGCAACGACCAAAAAUUCGACUACACCAAUGGCCUCCAUGAGGUUCGCCAAGCUGCAAUUCAUGUUCCUUCUUGGUCCACAAGAGGGGAUGUGACUUGAUUUAGGAGCGAACCUCGACAUACGAUGAAUCGCCUCAGGGAUCGUCAGAUAGAAACAUAGGCGCAUAACAAAAAUAAAAUUAAAAAGAAAACAAUAAAGCAUUUACGACGCGCAGUGCAUCCGACAAGGCUAGAAAAUGGAUUCGACAAAAUUGGGCGGUCCAGCACCGACUAGUCCGACUCACUCGCCAGUUCUGCCGACCUACGCCACGUCUGGCGAAGGUAACAUCGAUUACAUCAUAGGUGACUACAUGGAGAGACUGGGCACAAGACUGAAUAUUCUCGAGACCGAACUGAAGUAUGCGUGGAGAGCGCUGGAUCUUCUCAGUCAGGAAUACAUCAAGAUGUGGGAAAGACUAGAAAAGCUGGAGGGUUUGCUGUACGAACAGCAAACUGUGAUCAGCCAGUUGAUCGAGUUUUAUACCAGUGGUGGCGCUCACGAGAACGUAAACGUUAUCGAGGAGACCCUGGCUAAUCAGCAAGGCUCGGUGGGUGAACUGGACGCGAUCGCAAAGAGCCUGAGUGCAGCGAUAGACAUCGAGGAUACUACCGUGCUGCGGGAAAAACUGGCUCAACAGGAGCUAGCAAGGAUGCAUGGGAUCACGCAAGAUAGUACAACGGCCGCAACUGUAGUCACUGACAUGCACAGAAAUGUCAGAAAUCUCGAUACCUUGGAGACCCUCGAAGAAGAGGGCAACAUACCCGAUGAGGCAUUCUACAGAAGUCUGAACAACGCCUAUAGAGAAGAUUUGAUUUGCGGCGAUACAUCGAGACCGACGUCGCAGCUGGGAAUGAUCUGGGAGGAGGCUGAAGACGAAGAUAUAAACGGCAAGAAGGAAGUGGAGUCUAGCAUUUUUGAUAAGACUAUGCCAAAAGAGAAAGAACUGGAGGAGCUGUCUAGUCAACCGACUAAGGAGGAAGUACAAACCUCUAUAAUGAAGAAACAGGACGAAGCAGACGAAGAUGAAGGCGAGGUAUUUAGCGCGGCCGAUUACAAGAGUUACCGGGGGAACACACCGUGCAUUAGCGAACAAGAUCUCGCUCAGCUUUCUAGACUCAGUUCUCUCGAUCAAGUCGCGUUAGAGAAAUUGCAUGAGAUAGACAGAUUAACCAAUAAGCUGCAGAAGGACUCGCAGAAUCUGAUAGAAUUGCAAUCGAGAUUGAUAGACUCGCCGAAGCGAAGCCAGUAUUCGACCGAGGCCGAGGCAAAACUUGCCGAGGAGGCAAGUAGUAUAGACGAGCAAUUGAGGAAGAUCUAUGCGGAGACCGAUGUCGACAGCUGGACCUUCUCCAAAAGUCCCGGCUCUACCGGCGGCAGAUCAAUUUCUAGAGUCAGUACCGACAGCGGACUGGCUACUGACGGCGACUUCACAACGAGAUCUAUAUCGCCAAGACUGACUUCUACGUCCAGGAGCAACUUAGACUCCAUUUCGACUACCUAUACUCCGCCUAGAUUAGGUUAUACGUCGGCCAUACUGGAGAAGAGCCCAGAGCCGGUGAUUCAGUUGCCGAUCGACGUCGGUAAUUUCGCGAAAGGGUACGCGGAGAACAAGGAACUGACAGAUUUGAUGGCCGAAAGCUUCGCGACGGCUGUCACUUGUGCUUCGCCCAAUAUUUAUAGCACGACCACCGACAAGGUGCCGUCGCCCACGUUGUCGGCCAGCAGCGUGCAAAGCGUUCACAGCGUGCAGGGUCUCCGCACUAGACAAGAUGGAUAUUUUGGUAGCGCGGCCCAGCUUAAUCUCGAAUUCCAAGAGAGCCGGACGCCACCUAGCCCAUCGCCUAGCUCGCCACCUCCGCCGGCGCCGCGAGACACGACCGAAUCCUUCCUCAUGCCUGGCGCGGAUCAAAGAGAAUCAGACGCGAAAAGAUCUCAGAGCCCGAGUUUCCUGCGAAAUACGGAGAAGCUAGUCUCCAUGGAGCAAGGUCGCCUCAGUCCUCGCACUCCUCACUCGCCCAAGUCACCGAGAGUCUCGCCGAAACAUACGGUUAAAUCCGGUAGCGCCGCCAAUAUAGUAACAGCAAAAUCUGAUUCUGGUUUAUCAUCCAUGAGUGGCUGGAGCAGCUUAGAUAAAUCGCCGAGUUCUCCGAAGAGCUCCAUCACUAAGAUGUUGACUUCCUAUUCGGUGGAUCACACUCGUACGAGCAAUCUUAUACCGAGCACGCAGCCCGCCAGAAUCUCCAGUCCGAUACCACCGCUUCCCGAGACGACCGGCGCCGUCACCAUUUUGCAAGAACCUCUCUACGAUACUCCCGAAGGUAGAGAUGCUUUCGCAAGCACUUUGACGACCACAGCCGGUCAUCCUCCUUACACAACAACGAUGAAUCACUUAUCGGCAUACACGACCGCCAGUAAGUCGCCGGCCAAGGAAGAUUAUACAUUUGUACCACCGCCAGCUCCGGGUGUAACCACUACCUGUCAGAGUCCUAAGAAACGCAGUCGUCAGCAGAGUUUUCAGCACGCUUACGGCUCGAUGCCUUCCGGUACAGGUACAGAUUACAUCUACAGAUCGGAACAACCGGCCAUUUACUCCGUGGCUGGCAGUAAUCGGCAGCAAGUUAUCACGAGCGUGUAUACUAGCGGUUCCGGUUCCUACGGGCCCAAGACUACUACCUCGGCUUACUAUUCCUCUCCUGACUCGAUGGAGCAUCAAUAUACCAACUACCAGGACAAUUACGGCACUCUUCAAUAUCCAGAGACGACGAGCGCCACGAAUGUUCACGCAAAAAAGCCGAUGCGUGGAAGCUCGUUUACGGACGGCAUGACGAAUCACGAAGGAUACAAGGCGGCGAUGUACCGCACGAUGUUCCCCACUGGCAACAUCACCGAUGCACUUUCGUACUAUCCGACCAGUGCAACUAAUCUGCCGCGAACGGAAACCAAUGAGAACACGUCGUGGCUGAACUCGAUGGAAGAACAAAUACCUCACGACUCGACGUCUUCCAGCAUUAGAUCCUUGACCUCCGACGGUAGCUACUCUCAAAGCCCGUAUACGGACCGUAGAUAUCCCCAGCCACCGGCCUAUCAGGCGCAUUCGGCAUAUCAGCAGCAUCAUACUUACGCGAAUCAAAACUACCCGCAAGCUUAUCAACAGCAGUAUCAAUCGUAUAGUCAACGACUGAGCAGUGCCGAGAGCGCGCAGCUCGCGGAUGGUUAUCAAAGACAAUGGCAGAGAGAGCAUCAAUAUAUUCAAGAUCAUGAAAGCGGAAGGAUAUCUAUGGAACAGCAGCAGGCGCAGCAGAGUGAAUAUUACGAUGCCUCGAGUGUUAUAGUCUCGCAAUCCGGAUAUAUCAGCAUCGCUACAAAUUUGAAAGAUCACGAAGUCGAUAACACCAAGCUGUCAAAAAAGAUUAGAAGAGGCUCUUCGUUGAAGAAUGCAAUGAGCUCUAUGAGUAAUUGGUUGCCUGAUUUGCAUCUUAGUAAACGUCACAGAAGUCAAUCAUUACCAGGCGGAGUCAGAAGAGAAGAUCUAGACAUGCCUCAAGACGCUCAACAGCAGAGGCUGCCCGCCGAGAUGGUAGGUAGAGGCCGGGGCAGAGGUCAGGCUGUCAGAAAAAAGAAAAAGCACACACUGGUUUCCACUGUCUCCGGUAUUCUUCAGAAAGCCAAACGUCGCAGCCACCAGUCGCAGUCUUUAUCCGAUCCGGAACAGUCCGAAACCGAAUGGAGCAGUGGUAGACAGAGCGGUCUGUCAGAGGAUGAAGAUAGUGUCAUAUCUGAUAUCGUUCAAGAACCGCCUUUCUUUGCCAAGGUAAAAACUGCGAGUAUGAAAAGAAAGCAACCGCCACCGCAGCAAAUGACGGCGCAACAGCAACAGAUGAUGGCACAACAGCAGAUGAUCGCGCAGCAACAUCAGAUUCAAACGCAACAAAAGGAGUACCUACAACAGCAGCAGCAUCAGGCGCUUCAGCAGCAGAUGCUUCAACAGCAGCAGAUGCUUCAGCAGCAGCAAGCGCUUCAGCAGCAGCAAGCGCUUCAACAGCAGCAGACGCUCCAGCAGCAGCACCAAGUGCUUCAACAACAAAUUCGUCAAGAGCAAUUACAUCAACAUCAAGAGCAAUUACAUCAACAAGCUCUUCAGGAUACGUGGACCAAAGAGAAAGAACAGAGAAAGAUCGAAAUUAACGAGCAAGACGUAAACGAGCAGUUGGGCAUGCUCGAAGAAGAAACUUCAGGAAAGAGUACCGGUUCGGGGUCCGGUGGAUCAUCGAUCUUCCAAACAGUCGGCGACAUUAAAAGAUCGACGGGCAGUUCGGACGAGGCGCCUAACGAGAAGGCACCGAAACUACCUCCCGUCACUCUGAUCGGUGGCUCGAGCAUGGAAUUUGCCGUAUCUCGAGCACUCGGAAAGUAUCGUCAACGGCAAUCCUCAACAGUAUCUGAUGAACAACCAGCGAACGAUGAAAUUAAUAAUGAAAAGAAGAUAGAGGAAAGUCCGGCGCCAACUUUGGAGACGAGUUUCGAAUACCCGGAGGAUGUGUCGGAGAAGAGCGAGAAAUCAGGCAACGCCAAAUUGCCGGAACUUGUUACCAGUCUGUCGGAGGAAGCUCCGCCGUCGGAAGGUAGCCCGUCAGCAUCUAGCAUGAGAGGUUAUAGCACUACAGGAGGUACACGGUUUCUACCGCGCCACCAACAGUCUUUGGAGAUCCCUUGGACUGGUUCGCGGCCGGGAGAACCCGAUGAGGAUAAUCGCAGUACGCAUUCGUAUAGGAGCACAUCGAGAGUGUCCUCGAGGCGACAGAGCACCGAGGACUCGAUCGAUUCCGAGGACGAAUGGUAUUGUUACGAACUGAGAAAACUCGAGGAGUUGGAGAGGCAGUCUGAAAUGGAGAUGACCGAAGUGCUGAUUGAGGAACCCGAAGACGAAGCUUUCCAGCCGGACGAGACAGUGAAAGAAAAGAUGUCGUUUGUACUGAAGGAGCUUAAACUUAAAGCUAUCACAAAACCGAAGAAUCAGAGGAAGGAGGAAAAGGAAGAACCACGAACCACUAGAAUGAACGGUACAGUCAUCAAGGAGCAUCGUUUCGACGAGAACGAUAGUAGAUAUCGCGACGAGAAACCUAUUCCGAAGCGAAAGUCUGCGGAAAGCGUGGAGGCUGUGUUCGCCAGAGUGACCGAUUAUCAUACAUGGGCGCACGAGAUAGAAGCCAAGAAGGAAAAGCCUCCACCGUCCAUGGAGGAGGGUUCAUCCGGCGAGACGUCCGGUCCUGACAGUCCCGGACAGUCGAUGGACGAGGAAGAGGAGGACGAGCUGCCGAAGGAUCUCGAAGAACAGCAGUCGCGACGAAGUUCCAACGGUUCGACGCUACGUCACAGCGAGAAGAUGCCGCAGGGCUCAGAUUCCCUAUCCCGCGAAGGUAGCGUAAGUGUACCACCUAGCGAAGUGUCGGUCAGCAUCCCGGGAGCUUGGGAUUCUGAAAGCACUGUCCUUGAAGGCCUCGAGCGCGACGGAGCCGGUAGCGCCGAGACAGCUACCACGGCGACCUUGAGUCUACCGAAGAUCAAGAUCGACUCCUCGUCCUGCGGAAGCUCGGACACGACAUUGAAGGAGGGCCAGGUGAGUCCUGGCCCACCCGGGUCCAAGUGGAAGCUGCUCAAGGCCUUGAAGGAACGUAAGGCCGAGGAGAAGCUCAAGGAGGUCGAAGAAGCCUCUAAGGAAAACGCUAUCUCGCAGGGACCCACGGCAAACGGCAGCGGACCAGGCGGCGAAUCCGGUGGACGAGCGAACGGACAUCCGAGAGACAAUUUCUACAGCACCAUCGACAGCAUGCCGGACAUUCGACCGCGCCGGAAGUCGAUACCAUUGGUUUCCGAGCUGGUCUUGAAGACUAUGGCGGCGACGAAGAGGAACGCUGGUCUUACGUCCGCCGUGCCGCGAGCAACGCUGAACGACGAGGAGCUGAAGAUGCACGUGUACAAGAAAACUCUGCAGGCGAUGAUCUAUCCCAUAUCGUCGACCACUCCUCACAAUUUCGUCACCUGGACCGCCACAUCGCCGACCUAUUGCUACGAGUGCGAGGGUCUUCUCUGGGGCAUCGCUCGACAGGGAGUGCGAUGUAUGGAGUGCGGUGUCAAGUGUCACGAAAAGUGCAAGGACCUUUUGAACGCCGACUGCUUGCAGAGAGCGGCUGAGAAAAGCUCGAAGCACGGAGCUGAGGAUAAGGCGAUUAGCAUAAUUACGGCGAUGAAGGAGAGGAUGAAACAACGAGAACGAGAAAAACCGGAGAUCUUCGAACUGAUUCGGUCAGUCUUCGGGGUCGACGAAAAGGCGCACGCGGGUCACAUGACGGCGGUGGAGCAGUCAGUUUUGGACGGUACCAGCAAAUGGUCGGCGAAGAUCGCUAUUACAGUGAUCAGCGCCCAGGGAUUAAUCGCCAAAGAUAAGAGCGGCACAUCCGAUCCCUACGUGACGGUCCAAGUUGGCAAAGUGAAGAAACGUACGAGGACCAUGCCGCGAGAGUUGAAUCCAGUAUGGCACGAGAAGUUCUACUUCGAGUGCCACAAUUCGUCUGAUCGGAUCAAGGUCCGAGUGUGGGACGAAGACAACGAUCUGAAGUCGAAGCUGAGGCAAAAGUUGACGAGGGAGAGCGACGAUUUCCUUGGGCAGACCAUCAUCGAGGUUCGGACACUCAGCGGCGAGAUGGACGUUUGGUACAAUCUGGAGAAAAGGACGGACAAAAGCGCGGUGUCGGGCGCGAUUCGACUGCACAUCAGCGUCGAGAUCAAGGGCGAGGAGAAGGUGGCACCUUAUCACGUGCAAUACACCUGUCUGCACGAGAAUCUCUUCCACAGUCUGUGCGAGGAGAACGGCGGCAUGGUAACUCUGCCACAGGCGAAGGGCGACGAUGCCUGGAAGGUCUACUUCGAUCCUCCCGGCGAGGAGCUCGUUGACGAGUUUGCCAUGCGCUACGGCAUCGAGAGUAUCUACCAGGCGAUGACGCACUUCCACUGCCUCUCAACCAAGUACCUGUGUCCAGGCGUGCCGGCCGUUAUGUCGACUCUCCUGGCAAACAUAAACGCGUACUACGCCCACACGACCGCUAGUCCGGCCGUGUCGGCCAGUGAUAGAUUCGCCGCCAGUAACUUCGGGAAAGAGAAAUUCGUCAAGCUACUGGACCAGCUGCACAACUCUCUCAGGAUCGACCUAUCAAUGUAUAGGAACAACUUCCCGGCCUCAAGCCAAGAAAAAUUAAUGGAUUUAAAGAGCACCGUGGAUCUGCUGACGAGUAUCACGUUCUUCCGUAUGAAAGUCCAGGAACUGUCGAGUCCGCCGCGGGCCAGCACCGUUGUCAAGGACUGCGUGAAGGCGUGCCUGCGAUCGACCUAUCAGUUCCUCUUCGAGAACUGUUACGACCUGUACAAUCGGGAGUUCCAGGCGGACCCGAACGAGGCGAAGAGGGACUCGGACGAUCACGGGCCGCGGCUGGACUCGCUCGACUUCUGGCACAAGCUGAUCGCUUUAAUAGUCUCAGUGAUCGAGGAGGACAAGAACAGCUAUGCGCCCGUGUUGAAUCAAUUCCCUCAGGAGCUCAACAUCGGUCAACUGUCGGCGGCCACAAUGUGGUCACUGUUUGCGGUGGACAUGAAGUACGCUCUGGAGGAGCACGAGCAGCAUAGACUGUGCAAGUCCUCGGCCUAUAUGAAUCUACACUUCAAGGUCAAGUGGCUGCAUGCCAAUUACGUCAAGGACGUGCCGCCAUACAAGGGCGCCGUGCCGGAAUACCCGGCCUGGUUCGAGCCCUUCGUCAUGCAAUGGCUUAACGAGAACGACGAUGUCUCGUUAGAAUAUCUCCACGGUGCCUUUAGUAGAGAUAAAAAGGAAGGCUUCCAAAAGAGCAGCGAGCACGUGCUCUUCAGCGUCUCCGUCGUCGACGUCUUCACGCAACUGACGCAGUGCUUCGAUGUAGUAUCGAAACUCGAGUGUCCAGAUCCGGAGAUCUGGAAGAGGUACAUGAAGAGAUUCGCGAAGACCAUCGUCAAGGUUCUGGUGGCCUACGCGGAUAUAGUGAAAAAAGAAUUCCCCAGCCAUCUGAAGGAGGAACGAAUCGCAUGCAUUCUGAUGAACAACAUUCAGCAACUCCGGGUGCAGUUGGAGAAGAUGUUCGAGUCAAUGGGCGGCGACAAGCUCGAGGAAGACGCGGCGAACAUAUUGAAGGAGUUACAACAACAGCUGAACGGCGCGCUGGACGAUCUGGCCAUGCUCUUUGCGAUCAGUUUGGAGCCGCGAAUAACAGCUUCUGUCAGGGAGUUGGGAGAUCUUUUGUUAGCUAUCAAAGGCGGAGGGCAGGUAACUUUGUCACAGCCGGCUCAAAGAAACAACGUAACUGCAGAGGCUGACGAAGUUUUGAGGCCGCUCAUGGUUCUACUCGACGGCAGUCUAUCUCUGUACGCCGAGUCGUGCGAGAAGACGGUAUUAAAGAGACUGUUGAAAGAACUAUGGAAGAUAGUCAUGAGGAUUUUAGAGAAGACCGUCGUUUUGCCACCUAUGAUGGAUAAGAGUAUGAUGUUUAAGAACUUGACAGAUAAUGCCAAAAAUCUCGCUGCAAACGCUAAGAUAGAAGAUAUGUCGAAGCUGUUUAAGAAUCACAUGGCCGGGAAACCCGAUGUGAAAAAUGCUCUUAGCGGAGUUAUGGAUAUCUCCAAGGAAGUGGAGAAGAAUCUUUCGCCGAAGCAAUGCGCGGUUCUCGACGUCGCUCUGGACACGAUUAAACAGUAUUUCCACGCCGGUGGUAACGGCUUGAAGAAGACAUUCUUGGAGAAAUCGCCGGAACUGCAGAGCCUCCGUUACGCGCUGAGUUUAUAUACACAAACAACGGACACCCUCAUCAAAACCUUCGUUACUUCGCAAAUCAAUCAAGUGCCGCUCAACAAUGCGUCAACGCUACGUCAGCGUCAGCGUUCGAUGAGCAGCGAGAGAGCUGACGAAGGGGAAGGAGCCGAGGGUAUGGAAAGCCUCGAGGAACCCCUUCGGCAGAGCAAGCCCUCUCUUCGUCGAGAGAGCCGACAAGUUCCAGAUACCGCCGGUUCGGACGAGGGUUCGGUGGGCGAGGUGAGCAUCCAGGUAGAUCUUUUCACACAUCCGGGAACGGGAGAACAGAAAGUCACCGUCAAAGUUGUUGCCGCGAACGAUUUGAAGUGGCAAUUGGCGACAGGUAUGUUCAGACCGUACGUUGAGGUGAAUCUGAUCGGCCCGCAUCUCACUGGCAAAAAGAGGAAACAGUCGACAAAAUCGAAGAGCAAUAACUGGUCACCGCAAUUCAACGAAAGCUUCGACUUCAUGAUCGGUAACGAGCAGCAACAGCUGGACUUUUACGAGCUGCAUAUUUGCGUGAAAGAUUAUUGCUUCGCGAGGGAGGAUAGACUCGUCGGCGUCGCGGUGAUGCAGCUCAAAGAUAUCGUCGAGGAGGGUUCGUGCGCGUGCUGGCUGUCGCUCGGCAAGCGCAUCCAGAUGGACGAGACCGGCUGGACGAUCCUGCGCAUUCUCUCGCAGCGCAACAACGACGAGAUCGCCAAAGAGUUCGUGAAACUCAAGAGCGAUAUCAGGCAGGAGACACCGCUGCCGAAUCCUACCUGAGGAGAUGCGACGCCGCGUUAAUAAGCCGACUGCGAAGCGAUUCGAGUACUUCGAGCUUGGAAAGAGCCCGAAGAGGAGGAGGAGAAGGAGGAGGAGGAGGAGGAGGAACAGGAGGCCGUCCAAAGGGGGUUAGCAUAUUCGAUGCCUAUGGUGCCACGAGCGAACGAAAUCUUUCACGAUUAAUUUCGCGAGAGAAAGAGAGAGAGAGAAAGAUGUAAUUCGCGCAAUUUACAUGACGAAAACGAUCGCCCGAACCCUUCCGCCCUUCUCCGCUGCGAGAUACAACACCAGGGAGGAACGAUCCUAGGCAGCAAGAUGCGAAUUUCCUCCCUCCGGUUUUCCUCGCAUCGCAGAGCUCGGUCGAGUUUGAUAUUCCUCUCCCUUUUUUACGUCUUACACACACAUAUACACAUACACACACAUGCACGUAUACAUAUAUAUAUACAGAGCUUUAACCCCGUCCUUGGACAGCGACGAGAUGAGCACCGGGAACCACCCUCCACAGAUCCCGAGCUAGGACGACGAGCUAGGUCAACAAUCCCGCGUGGCUCGGCGUUCGUCCGGCGUACAAUAAGGAAUAAAAGAAGAAGAGAAUUUCUCUCACCCAGAUUUACGAAAAAUUAAAAUAAUCGAGAAAGAACGGAGCUCGACAGCGACGACGACGAUGACGAGAGACACUUUAAUACUAUGUAAGACAGGAGACACAUCGGACUCUCUCUUCUUCGUGCGAGUGAGCCGCGGAUGAGACGCAGGGGAGAAAGGAGGGAAGGGAAGGAGACGAAGGAGAAGAAGAGUAUUCGCGAGACGAGGAAACGCGAAACGUGAAAAUAGUGCUGCCAGUAUGCAAUAUAUUUGGUAAUAUUCGUAACGCGUAAAAUAGAAGACGAGAGAGAUUAAAACACCGCGAAAGAGACUGAAAUACGGUGUUUCGCGCAAAACGCGAUGUUACUCUCUCGAUCGGACGCGCCGCCGUUCGCCGAAAGACUGACCUCGAAAUAGGAGAAGACGAAGAGGAGACGAAUAGAGCGGAUCCAGCGCGUGCAGGAUCCCUGACCGCCACGCGGUCGUGCUAAAACGGAUGCUAAACGGAUAUAUGCAGAACGAGGAGGAUCGCAAAAUACGAAAUUCAUAAUACACACACGUACAUACACACAUACACGCGCUCGCGAUACGACCGCGUCGUUUCUAGGCCGUUUGUUCGGGAAGACGAGUUUACUGUAGAUACGUGAAAACAUUGUUGACGAAAAAAAAGGUUUUUCUAAAUAUACAGUUUAAAUGUAGCAUUGCGUACGACCAAAUAGGCACGUCCUGUGACGUCACUCAGCGACGUGCCGUUAGUAAUAAAAACAAAAAAAAGUUAGUAAGACAUUGUAAUUGUAAAGUAACGUUCUUAUUCGUAUAAGAUUAUACCAGAGAUGGAUCGUCUGACUGCUGCUGAUGUUAUUGCCGCUGUUGCGAAUGAUGAUGUCGAGAUUCGUCCGAAAGCUUCGAGAGUUACGUAAGCGCGAGACGAUACCAGACCGAGCGAACGUAAGACGUACACGCGACGAUCGAUACAUGCGUUAGAUCGAUAUCACCGUUCACGUCUCCAACAAUCGUUUCUGUGUAACGUAAUAGAGAAGGUAAGAGUCCCGGAUAUACCCGGCGACUCGCGUUUCGAAAACGAAUUCACCUUCUACGGACCGGCGAGCGUGCGAGCGCUAAAACUUUUAAACUUUACACCCUUGUAAUUAGUACUGUCGAUACUCGGGGAUAUUUCAGGGCUGUUAUCCAAGUGACUGAUUAUUUCCGGUAUUGCUCAUGGGUAACAAUGACUUGGAUAAAACCUGACAUCUCUCCGCGAGAUCUAUAUUCGUGAAUCUUGAAUCGAUGCUACUCGUAGUGCGCGCAAAGUAAUCAUACCGUAGCUCUUGAUUCUGUCUCUAGCGAUCGCUGCUUCUUACGCAUCUCUCUCGAAAUAUCAUGUAUCGAGACUGGACGUUAAAACUGCUACUAUUCCUAUUACCGCUAUUAGCUUCAUCUUCUGUACGUCUUGUCUCGUACUAUACUUGUACAUAGCGAACGUUCGCCUGUUCGUAGGAAUGCGUGUACGCACGAUUUUCUAUCGUCUCCGCCGAUUUCUCUUAUUGAGAAAUUCAUAUCGGAUCGACGGGACGAAGGGGCGUCCUCUCGAAAACGAUCGCGGCCUUCUUCGCGAUAUUUGCGAUCGUACGAAGCUUUGGUCGGAUCCCUCCGUGAGAGAAACACAAAUGCAUGCGAUCUCGUAUCCGAUGAAUCCGAUCAUUGCCCAGCCCGUGCUGAGCCGGGCAGGUACAACACAACUCCGGAGAGAUUACGCUAUAUUCAAAAGUUUCUACUACGUAGUACGUCUAGAUUAUACUUACGUAUUGUGUAUAGUGUCUAAACUGCUGAUGUAGCUGCGAGCGCGGGAUUUUCGAUCGGCAAAGAAAGAAAGAAUCGAGUACAACACUUAAAAGAAUGAACGUCCGAUCAACACCUACAUACACACACAUACAUAUACCUCAGCUGCAGAUGCUUUCCGAAUUUGAGUGUGUACGUCGAAACAUCGCACCAUGAAUUGAAGGAUCUUAUGCAACAGUGAUGUGACCUACCUCUUUGAGAACUUUCGUGAAAGAAUUAAUAUUAAAGUUAAGAAAAAUAAAUUAAUAUUAAUUAAUUAUAGAUUAAUCAUUUGUAUUUGUUAAGUUUAAAUUUAAAAACGAAUGGGAGAUAUAGAUUCUAUCGGGACAUUGAUAUUUCAAAAUAUUCUCCGUCAAUCAUACAAGACAUCUAGAAUCAUAUUAGAAUCUUGCUAGAACGUUUCAACUUCAAUUUCAUGAUCGAUUUGAAGAAAGCACCUGCAUCUGCAUCUGUCGCCGACGUUGUCGGAAAUUCAAGCAGGAAAGAAAAACACGGGUCCGCGACCUCGCCACCAUCUUCAUUUGUAAAAGUGUCUAUUUUCUCCGCUGCCUAACUAAGUACAUUAUUGAAUACAGAAGGGCUGGCGAAUUCGGCAUCCAGAUCGAUCUCGUCGACGAACACGUCCGGAUAAUAUCUCGUUCGCAAUCAGAUUGACCGAAAAAAAAUCUCGAUCGUAGAUCCGUCGAUACGAUCGUCGACGGGAUUGGUCGCUAAUUUUUCCUCCUACUCUCCGCUUCGAUUAAUAUAUCUCUUGUAAGCUUAAAUGAAAAUAUCUCGUGUAUUCUGUGAUAAUUACCCCUUAAAGAGGACACUACAAACACGCUACACCGUACACGCACAAAAAAACAUACACACGUACGAGGGAGACGAAGUCCGCAUACGCGGAACAAGAAAAUUGUACAGAAACUCUGGACAGACAUAAACAAAGAUAGAUACGAUUACGUCAUUACACCGAUCCCAAACAUAGCAGCAGUAUUCUUCUUCUUUAAUUAAACACAUUCCCAUGUUUCUAUUCUCUGUAAUCAUUAAACGUCCGAGGAAUGUCGUCGGGAUGGUAACGCAAGACGAAAAGAGAUAUAUAUGUAUAUACUACGUACGUAUAUAGAGUGUGUGAUCCAGACUCGCCUCCACUUCCUUGCAUCUACCGAUCCUGUGACCAAUUCGCAGUUGAUUUCUCCUUAGCGAAAGUUUGAUCCUUUUCCACGACUUUCUAAUGUCAAAUACAUCUUAAGCCUCUCGAAUAAAAAUGCUGUGAAAGUAAAAUUCACUUCGAAUUGAAUAAAAUUUAAGGCUCCGCCGUUCAUUGAAAUUCUUAGACUUUUUAUCGUCUUACAGUUCAAACGUUAUCGCUACCUUGACGCUUUUUGUUAAGGAAAAAUACACGAAAUUGAUCGGAGAGUUUGUAGAUAUGGGGUGCGCGGAACCUGAGACACCCUAUACCGCGUUAACAAAUUGCAACGAUUUCAUCAGCAAGGAGAUACGGAUAUAUAAAAAGAUAACGGACGCAAAAGUAUGCAGUGCAUAACGACAGUAAUGCUUUUAAUCUCAACGAAAUUCAAUAACCGAUAAAAUAUAACAGUGAUGCAAAAAAAAUAAUUCAGGCGUUUCAAGAACUCGCUCUUACGAGCAAAGCUUUAGAAAAAUGGCAUGUAUUAUAUAUUUAACGGUUUUAUAAUUUAAAUGGCAUACAUCAUAUUUAAUAAUUUAUAUCAUAUGAAUAAAAAAUUUAACAUAUUUUCUAACAGAAUUUUUUACAGAUUUUUCUUGCUCUGUUCUAAAAUCUAUUUUUCAUAAUUGUACAUAUAUAUCAUUCUCGAUUCUCCAAAUUACAAUGCGAGACACUCUAAAUUUUAUAAAUAAUAUUUUCAGUGAGACUACACCUUGUCUCAAAAAAUCCAAGACGAGUCAUUGAUGUCAUGAGUGUGACAAAAUAUGUGCAAGUUGAUCCAUUAUUGUCACUUUCCGUAUAUUCUUUCGAGCAUGACAAAAAAGUUUAAAGAAGCUUCAAUGGAGCGAGGUCAAAUACUCCGAUUAUUUCUUUAUUUGUGUUGAAGAGACGAGCUUCUAAUUGCCGCAAACUUUUGCGUCCGAUCGAAUCGAGAUGAAUCAAGACCAGAACUUCAGGCCACAGAUUCCAAAAAACGGUUGCAAGUGAGACGUUAAUAGGGGGAGGAAGAGAGAUCGCGUAACAAAAAAAAAGAACUAUGGAGAGAAAAAAAAAGAUAUACACAACUGUUGACAAUACUAUACUUGAGAAUCGUAUGACACAUAUUUGUGUAAUGUACCUAAUAAAUAUUUAAAACAAGACGGGAGAUGUUUGUGUUUCGUAAGUAAAAGCGUACUAAGAGUAAAAUCGCGCGAGGAGACGAUGCACUCGCGCGACGCAUAACUUUUGCGCGGAUUACCGCGUGAUUUAUUAGGUAAUUACGUCUAAUGAGCAAAAGGGAGGAGCAACUUUGUCGUCCCACGGAGAGCGCUGUUAUUGUCGAGACAAUUUUUCGAGGAAAGAAAAACGAAAAAAAGAAAGAAAA